GUGCGCACAUCGCCUGUGGUUUCAGACACCCGAGUCCAUAGCGCUAAGAUUCUUUAUCAAAAACCUGUUGAGGUAAUCCUUGCAUGACACUUAAAACUUUCAAUUUUGGAGGUUUCUAGUAACUGUUUGACAUUUUGUCAGUCUUUAAGGCCUGAGCAAACUGCCAAUCCGAUGUAUCGGACAUGGCUACAGUUCCUCGCGCUUCUGGGUGGAUUUGCAGUGCCAGGUGUGCUGCGAGUCGGUGGGAUGGAGGUUUUUAUGUCCAAUGAGGUGGAGGCAGUGAACGGGACAGAAGUGAGACUGAAGUGUACCUUUAAGUCCAAACACCCCGUGUCCCACUCCUCUGUGACUGUCUCCUGGAACUUCCGUCCCUUGGGCCAGGGAGACGAGGAGUCGGUGUUUUACUACCAGGAGACGGCAUACCCCCCUACAGAGGGGCGGUUUAAGGGCCAUGCGGUGUGGUCGGGGGACAUCCUGAGACAGGACGCCUCCAUCAGCCUCCAGGACGUUCCCUUCACCUUCAACGGUACCUACACCUGCCAGGUCCGCAACCUGCCUGACGUCCACGGCAUCAACGGAGAGGUCACCCUCAGGGUCGUCCACAAAGUCUCCGUCUCUGAGAUAGGCAUGCUGGCUGUAGCCAUCGGGGCAGCCAUCGCCAUAGUCCUGGUGGUGCUGGGCAUCUUUGUGGUGUGCAAGUACCGCAAACUCAACCGCCACGACAACACAGACCUGGAGCUACAGGGGAGGGAACUGCAGGAGAGAGAGUUAAAUGCCAGGAUCCUAGAGGAGAAAGAGUUAAAUGCCAGGAUCCUAGAGGAGAGAGAGUUAAAUGCCAGGAUCCUAGAGGAGAGAGAAUUAAAUGCCAGGAUCCUAGAGGAGAGAGAGUUAAAUGCCAGGGUCGUAGAGGAGAAAGAGUUAAAUGCCAGGGUCCUAGAGGAGAGCGAGUUAAAUGCCAGGGUCCUAGAGGAGAGCGAGCUAAAUGCCAGGGUCCUAGAGGAGAGCGAGCUAAAUGCCAGGGUCCUAGAGGAGAGCGAGCUAAAUGCCAGGGAGAAGAAGGAGUGGAAGGACCCUACAGUGUGUUGA
This is a messenger RNA of Salvelinus namaycush (lake trout), 1086 nucleotides long. Its product is annotated as myelin protein zero-like protein 2. Gene Ontology annotation, biological process: cell-cell adhesion. Bases 172 to 1086 code for a protein of 304 amino acids. The record is from RefSeq and is a predicted model, not a curated record. The transcript has 4 exons. Gene Ontology annotation, cellular component: membrane. NCBI's taxonomy places the organism in Eukaryota, Metazoa, Chordata, Actinopteri, Salmoniformes, Salmonidae.